Rhipicephalus microplus (southern cattle tick) is the source of this 801-nucleotide messenger RNA. RefSeq names its product zinc finger BED domain-containing protein 4-like. The record is from RefSeq and is a predicted model, not a curated record. Lineage: Eukaryota; Metazoa; Arthropoda; Arachnida; Ixodida; Ixodidae.
AUGAAGGAGUACCGGAUGACUGCAGCUGGUGCGCCAGAGAAAGACCAGUCAAUGAUAUUUGAUUUUGUGCACCGUACGGACCCUUUGUCGGAAAAGAAAACUCAAGCACUCAAUGCCAAGGUGGCUGCCAUGGUAGCGCUUGAUUUGCAACCAUAUAGUUUUGUUGAAGACCGCGGAUUUAAGGAACUCAUGGCAGAGGCUGUGCCUAACUAUCGCCUACCGUCGUACACCACGCUUUCACGUACCCUUGUUUCGCGCUUGUUUGAUGACACACGGAAGAAAGUGAAGGACGAGCUCAGCAGUGCUUUUGAAGGGGGAACAUCUGCAGUCACCUUUACCAGCGACGUGUGGACAUCACGCGCCUACGAGAGUUAUGUAAGCUUCACUUGCCACCUUCUCACUCCAAGUUUUAGGAUGAAGCGGUUCACGCUUAACACUCGCCACAUAAAACUUGUUAGCCACUCCACCGAAAACAUUGCGCAAAUGCUUGUCGAGAUGUGCGCGGAAUGGGAAAUACUGGAUGGCUGCCGCAAAUACAUCGUCACAGAUAACGGACGCAACAUCCGUGCCGCGGUCAGAAGGCUCCCGUGGACUGAGCGUGCGUGUUUCGCCCACACCCUGCAGCUAGCAAUUCACGAUGCAAUCUCCAACACACCGUCAAUUGACCGUCUGUGCAAGAAAGCGAGGCACAUCGUGGGCCACUAUAAGAACAGCUCGUUUGCGCAAAAGAGAUUAGAUGAGUACCAGAAGAAGAUGGGCGAAGAUCCACUUCGUCUGGUGCAAGAUGUAGAUACGAGGUAG